AUGUGUCCCGUAGCAUGUGGAGUUAACAACGAUAUCUGCCAUGUUAAUGCAGAGUGUAUUGACGUUGGUGGCAGCUUUACGUGUGUUUGUAAAACGGGAUACACAGGAGAUGGAAUCAUUGAUUGUUCUAAUAUCAACGAGUGUUUAGUAGACAACGGAGGCUGCCACGUCAACGCAGAUUGCAUCGACACAGACGGAAGUUACACGUGCGUUUGUAAAACAGGAUAUACCGGGGAUGGCUAUAUUAGCUGUACAAAUAUCAACGAGUGCUUAGUAAACAAUGGAGGCUGCCACGUCAACGCAGAUUGCAUCGACACAGACGGAAGUUACACGUGCGUUUGUAAAACAGGAUACACCGGGGAUGGCGUCAUUAGCUGCACUAAUAUCAACGAGUGUUUAAUAAACAACGGAGGCUGCCACGUCAACGCAGACUGCAUCGACACAGACGGAAGUUACACGUGCGUUUGUAAAACAGGAUACACUGGGGAUGGAUAUAUUACCUGCACCAAUAUCAAUGAGUGUUUAACAAACAACGGAGGCUGCCAUGUCAACGCAGAUUGCAUCGACACAGACGGAAGUUACACGUGCGUUUGUAAAACAGGAUACACUGGGGAUGGAUUUACUACCUGCACUAAUAUCAACGAAUGUUUAACAAACAACGGAGGCUGCCACGUCAACGCAGAUUGCAUCGACACAGUCGGAAGUUACACGUGCGUUUGUAAAACAGGAUACACUGGGGAUGGAUUUACUACCUGCACUAACAUCAACGAGUGUCUAACGAAUAACGGCGGAUGUGACGUCAAUGCCGACUGCACGGACACGGACGGCAGCUACACUUGCACGUGCAAGACGGGUUAUACUGGUGAUGGGUUUACGUGCACAGUCCUGAGCGCUUGUGGAUCAUGUAACAGGACCAUAAUUGUCAGUCUAGCCAAUUAUCCGUCCACAACCGGCACCGAAACCUGGUUAUCCCCCAACUAUCCUGCCAAUUAUCCGGACGGUUGUGUUUGCUGUCUCUUCGUUGAGCUUCAGGAUGUUGGCACUAUCUCCUUCGGCUUCAAUUCUGGUGACAAGAUCUUCACGGCAACCAACUGCGCGCAAGAUCGGCUGGUUAUCGACUCGUCUGACAAUAAUUACGACGCAGUGAUCUGUGACGAUCUGACUUCCAAAACUCACUUCAUGAUCAAAUCCGACUCCUCAGAACCUAACCCAACGACAACGGCGUGUUUUAUAACUUCAUUUGCUGAUGGAAAUACCGUUGAAAAGGGAUUCGAAAUGACCCUCUCAAUUUCCUUGAUUGUCUAAGGGAACCCAAAGGAGAAAUGAUUUAGAAACAACGAUCCUGGUGAUAAGGAAUGAGCUGUAACCGAAGAGGUGCAAUUUUGUUUUUUGUCUUUGCAACGCUUCUUCUCUCUGUUUUCUGUUUCUUAGGAUUUUUCUGUUUCUUUUACUCCCUUGACUCC
Molecule: messenger RNA, 1463 nt
Organism: Penaeus monodon (black tiger shrimp)
Lineage: Eukaryota; Metazoa; Arthropoda; Malacostraca; Decapoda; Penaeidae
Product: fibrillin-2-like
Exons: 12
Coding region: 1-1305 (434 amino acids)
Molecular function (GO): calcium ion binding; protein binding
Source: RefSeq, a predicted model, not a curated record